CCAAACACACUCUUGAAUGUGCAUAACAAUUAUUCAACAGGAGGGUAAUUAUGUAAUUUCAAGUGACAGCUUCCGAAACCUCUCUUGCACCUGAACCUUAUUGAUUGUGUUUUUUUUUCCCCUGCUUUUCGAGUCAACUGAACAAAGGAAGGAAGAGCCAAGAAAAAGUGCACGCCAUGGUCCAUGACAAGACUUCUCUACUCAUUUUAUUACUCCUUUUGACCCUCUUCUUCUUGUUUUUACCCUCUUCCUCUCACUAAUGAAUGACAUUGUUCUUUAGCUUCUGCAUAUUUAAUGGAUUUCUAUGUAGUUUGCACCACCCACUAGCCUCCUCGUCUACAAAUAUGACCUUUCAUUUCUAGCUGAGUGACAACUGAGAAGUGACUUCAUUUGACUUGUCUUGCCAAGAUCAAUCAAACACCACCAUACUGUACUACUUCUUGGCAGAUAUGGCUCAACAGGAAGAGGGUUGGCCUCUGGGUCUGCAGCCCCUGAAUGUGAGGGUUGCGUCAUAUGGAUCAAUUUCAUUCCACACUUUACUCACUGGUUCUCCCACUUCCUCUUCAGAUUUCUCGUCAGAUUUAGACUCCAAGUCAACCGGAUCAUUCUUCCAUGACAACAGCAUUACACUUGGGAGUCUUAUAGGUAUUUCUAGCAUAUUAGAGCUCUCUAGGAAAUCAAUUAGGGGAAGAAAGGCAGAGGACUUAAAAGAAAAGAAGAGUUGCAAAUCCAAAACUUGGUUUUUCUCUUUAUGUUCAAGAGACAGUACUGAUGCUGAAAGUCCCAACAAUCCACUAUCUCUAGGCCACUUGCUCGCAGUGGAAAGAAGAGCUGCUAAUGAAAACAGGAGGAACCAAAGCCCUUGCAUUUAUGCACCUGAUGAGCUUGCCCUGGCUCCUCCUGUUCCAGAACCAAACUCGCUAUUUGUCAAUGGCCAUGUUGCACCCCCUCAGACAAGUCCAUGGUAUGGUUCAAGUGGAAGAUCAGAGCAUGGGAGUGGGAGUGGGAGUGGGUAUGGAUUUCCUUCACUAUUUCCAUGCAUGUGUGGUCAAUCCUCCCAGUGAGUAACCAGGUCUUCAUUCUUUGUGUCUUGAUAUUUCUUAUUGAAUUUGAUCAAGUGCUGGUUGGAGAUAUAGAAAUAGAGUUUUGCUACCCCUUUUUCUUUUCUUCAUUCCCUAUCUAUUGAUUGAAGUAUUAGUGGUGAGUGUUUGUCUCUUGGGUGAAGGUGAUUGCAUUGCAAUUGCAAUCUUGUUUGUAAUUGUUGGUAUUGCUGGUCUCCUCCCACAAGCUCACGCCAUUUGACCCAAAAAAAAAAAACAAAAGAAAAGUUGUCCCAAUUGAAAUAA
Messenger RNA from Tripterygium wilfordii, 1346 nucleotides. RefSeq lists its product as uncharacterized. The transcript is spliced from 3 exons. The record is from RefSeq and is a predicted model, not a curated record. NCBI's taxonomy places the organism in Eukaryota, Viridiplantae, Streptophyta, Magnoliopsida, Celastrales, Celastraceae. Bases 450 to 1064 code for a protein of 204 amino acids.